CCUUCCCAGCACCCGGCCCAGGGCUGGAGCUGGCUGCAGGGCUGGCCCGCGGCGACCUGGGCAGGGUGGCGGCUGCUCCCUCUCCUCCCACCCCGCCCCGAGGCGCAGCGCGCGGCAGAGCGGCUCGGUGCCCGGCGGGCGGGCGGCCCGGGCGGGCCUGCGGUCGGGAUGAGGACGGCGCCUACGCUGCAGAGCGCUGGGGCGGCGCGGGCCGGGAGCUCGUUGGCGGCGGCAGGCGUGGCGGGCGGAGCGGGCCUUGGAGCGGAGCCAAGAAAUUCUCAUUCCUCAGGAAGUUGUGCAGCGACCCAGCUGAGGGGCCCCCGACUCCCCAGGCUCCACUCAGGACCAUGAGCGCAGGCUUCCCUGGGGCCCAUCGAGGGCUGAGGAUGGCCGUCCGGCCCAUUCCGCGGGGCCCCCCUCGGAUAGCUGCGUUGUCCUAGCGCCAGGACGGAGGGGCCAUGCCUGGGGAGCGCCCCCGAGGAGCGCCGCCCCCCACCAUGACUGGAGACCUGCAGCCCCGCCAAGUUGCCAGCAGCCUGGGGCGCCCCUCCCAGCCCCCACUGGAGGACAACACCCCAGCUACCAGGACCACCAAGGGUGCCAGGGAGGCUGGCGGCCGAGCCCAGGCCAUGGAGCUCCCCGAGGCCCAGCCAAGGCAGGCCAGGGAUGGGGAGCUCGAGCCCCCACCCCUGAGAGGCCAGGCCCCAAGCAGCACCCCUGGGAAGGGGGGAAGCCCCCAGACCCCACCGGGGAGAAGCCCCUUGCAGGCUCCCUCAAGGCUGGCGGGCAGGGCAGAGGGCAGCCCCCCGCAGCGCUACAGUCUGAGCAUCGCCAGCUCGAGGACCAAGCCCACCCUGGACGAGACACCAGAGAACCCACAGCUGGAGGCUGCCCAGCUCCCUGAGGCGGACGCCCCCCAGGGCCCUGGGACUGGAGCUCCACUGAGGCCGGGCCUCCCAAAGACUGAGGCCCAACCCGCCGCCGAAGAGCUUGGCUUCCACAGGUGCUUCCAGGAGACACCCUCCAGCUUUACCUCCACCAACUAUACCUCACCAAGCGCCACCCCCAGGCCCCCAGCCCCAGGGCCCCCCCAGAGCAGGGGCACCAGCCCCCUCCAGCCCAGUUCCUAUCCCGAAUUCCAGGCCAGUGGGACCGACUCCUGGCCUCCCGCUGCUGAGAAUAGCUUCCCAGGUGCUAAUUUCGGGGUUCCCCCCGCCGAGCCGGAACCCGUUUCCAAAGGCAGCAGGCCCGGCGGCAGCCCCAGGGGAGUUUCCUUCCACUUCCCUUUCCCAGCACUGCAUGGGGCCAGCACAAAACCCUUCCCUGCGGAUGUGGCUGGGCACGCAUUCACCGACGGGCCACUGGUGUUUGCCUUCCAUCAGCCCCAGGGAGCGUGGCCGGAGGAGGCCGUGGGCACGGGCCCUGCCUACCCACUGCCCACCCAGCCUGCACCCUCACCCCUGCCCUGCUACCAGGGCCAGCCAGGUGGCCUGAACCCCCACAGCGACCUCAGUGGUGCCCUCUCUCCCCCUGGAGCUGCUCACUCGGCCCCGAGACCCUUCUCUGACAGUUUGCACAAGAGCCUGACCAAAAUCCUUCCCGAAAGACCACCCUCAGCCCAGGAUGGGCCGGGGAGCACAAGAGGGCCCCCUAGCUCCCUACCCCAGAGGCACUUUCCAGGGCAGGCGUACGGAGCCAGCGGGGUGGAUACCAGCCCGGGGCCUCUGGACACUGAGCUGGCUGCCCCAGGGCCCCCACCCGCCAGGCUGCCCCAGCUAUGGGACCUCACAGCAGCCCCUUACCCCACACCUCCUGGGGGCCCCCUGGCUGCCACCAGGAGUAUGUUCUUUAACGGCCAGCCCAGCCCAGGCCAGCGGCUCUGCCUCCCCCAGAGUGCCCCCCUGCCUUGGCCCCAGGUGCUGCCGACCGCCGGGCCAAGUCCCCACGGAAUGGAGAUGCUGAGCCGGCUGCCUUUCCCCGCGGGGGCCCCCGAGUGGCAGGGGGGCAGCCAAGGAGCCCUGGGCACUGCUGGCAAGACACCAGGACCCAGAGAGAAGCUGCCAGCCGUGAGAAGCAGCCAGGGCGGCUCCCCAGCACUGUUCACCUACAACGGAAUGACAGACCCUGGGGCUCAGCCCCUGUUCUUCAGGGUGGCCCAGCCCCAGGUUUCACCCCACGGGACACCCAGCCUGCCCCCACCGAGGGUAGUAGGAGCCUCCCCCAGCGAGUCCCCGCUGCCGUCACCAGCCACCAACACGGCCGGCAGCACCUGCUCUUCCCUGUCGCCAAUGUCCAGCAGCCCGGCCAACCCCAGCUCAGAGGAAAGCCAGCUCCCCGGCUCCCUUGGGCCCUCGGCCUUCUUCCACCCACCUACUCACCCCCAGGAGACGGGCAGCCCCUUCCCGUCCCCGGAGCCCCCCCACUCCCUCCCCACCCACUACCAGCCAGAGCCAGCCAAGGCCUUUCCUUUUCCUGCAGAUGGGCUGGGAGCCGAGGGUGCCUUCCGGUGCCUGGAGGAGACCCCAUUCUCCCACAACGGCCCCGAGGUGGGUCGGGGAGGGCUGCAGGGCUUCCCCCGCGCGCCGCCCCCGUACCCCACACACCACUUCUCCCUCAGCAGCGCCAGCCUGGACCAGCUGGACGUGCUGCUGACCUGCAGGCAGUGUGACCGCAACUACAGCAGCCUGGCGGCUUUCUUGGCGCACCGGCAGUUCUGUGGCCUGCUCCUGGCCAGGGCCAAGGAUGGCCACCAGCGGUCUCCAGGCCCCCCUGGGCUCCCCUCUCCCACCGCUGCCCCCAAAGUCCCUGCCGACGCACAUCCAGGCCUGCUCAACCACACGAAGACCUUCCUGUUAGCUGGGGACGCCCAGGCCGAGGGCAAAGACGACCCCCUGAGGACCGGCUUCUUGCCCAGCCUGGCCGCCACCCCCUUCCCGCUCCCUGCCUCGGACCUGGACAUGGAGGAUGACGCCAAGCUGGACAGCCUCAUCACCGAGGCGCUCAACGGCAUGGAGUACCAGUCGGACAACCCCGAGAUCGACAGCAGCUUCAUCGACGUCUUCGCGGACGAGGAGCCUUCUGGCCCCAGAGGUCCCAGCACUGGACAGCCCCUUAAGACCAAGGCGGGGGUGACUCCGGAGAACAAAGCUCUGCCCCCGCUCCCAGCAGCCACGCCGGACCCCCAAACCCCCCGCCCUGGGGACAGGGGCUGCCCAGCCCGAGGGAGGCCCAAAACGCGUUCCCUGGGUCUGGCCCCCAUCGAGGCGGAUGCGCCCAGCCAGGGCAGGCAGCAGAGGAGAGGGAAGCAGUUGAAGCUGUUCCGGAAGGAUCUGGGCACGGGCGGCGCAGCAGAGGGGUCGGGGUCGGGCGGCGCAGCAGAGGGGUCGGGGUCGGGCGGCGGCAGCAGAGCCUCCGGCCUGAGGCCCAGGAGGAAGGGCAGUCUCGGGGAGCAGCCCGCACCCCGCCCCCGGGGCCCUAGAACUCAGGCCCCCCAGAGCUGUGCAGACCCCGCCCCCCAGGUCCCGAGAGCCACCGCCCUCUCGGAGGAGACCCGGAGCUCCCAGCGCCUCCGGCUGCCCCCCAGGAAGGACCCCAGGAAGAGGAAGGCUCGGGGCGGCACCUGGGGCAAGGAGCUCAUCCUGAAAAUCGUGCAGCAGAAGAACAAGCGCUACCGGCGGCUGGGGCGGCGGGUGGACAGGCGCGGCUCCCUGAAGGCGGAGAGGCCCCAGCCCCGAGCUGAGGACCGCAGGCUCCGCGAGUACGACUUCGCCUCGGAGUCCGAGGAGGACGAGCAGCCUCCGCAGCGGGGCCCCGGCUUCAGAGGCCGGCGGUGCCGAGGCGAGAAGAGAAAGGAAAUGGACUUGACCCAGGGUCCCAGAGAGGAUGAGCAGCAACAGAAACCCCGGAAGGCAGUGAGGCAGGAAGCCGGCGGGGACAGAGCCCCCACGAACCCCGAGGAGCCGGGCAGGCGUCGCCCCGGCCCCCGCAGGAGCCCUCAGGCCCAUGGCCCAUCUCGAAGCCUAGAGGCGGGAGCAGCCGCCAGGGAGAGAGGCCCCAAGUGUGCUGAUCGCCCCUCAGUGGCCCCCAAGGAUCCCCCGCAGGUCCCCACCAACACCGAGACCUCAGAGGAAACCCGCCCGUCGCUGGACUUCCCCCAGGAGGCCAAGGAGCCUGAAAUUGCCAAAAAGUCAGCCCCGGACAGCACAGAAUUCACAGAGGCUUUGCGUUCUCCUCCAGACGCCUGUGUGGGAGAAAUGGGAGCAAGCCCCCGUCUCCUGACGCCAGAGCAGCCGCAGCCCAGCAGACAUGACACCCGCACCCCCAAGCUAUCGGGAAGCCUCGCCAACACGGCGCCCCAGGGAAGCUCGCCAACGCCAGGUGUGGGCAGCCUGCUGGGUGGUCCUGGGUGCACACAGGCCCCGGUCUCCCACAACAGUGAGGACCCCCCUGCCCACCAGCCUGGAGAAUUUCUGGCACCCAUGGCUAACCCUUCAAGUACCGCCUGCCCCAAACCCAGUGUUCCGUCUUCAGAGAUCUCCAGUUUUGGCUGUGACCCUGCUGGUUUUAACGGAGACCCCUUGGGGGUUCCAGUUGCCAAAAACGGGCCUCAGCCCUACAGCAGCCCCCACAGUGAGUUGUUCCUCGGACCCAAAGAUCUGGCUGGCUGUUUCCUGGAAGAACUGCACCCCAAGCCCUCAGCCAGGGAUGCCCCGCCGGCCAGCAGCUCCUGCCUUUGCCAGGAAGGCGAGGAUGCCGGUUCCCUUGAGCCACAGCUGCCGAGGAGCCCACCUGGCACGGCUGAGACAGAGCCAGGUAGAGCUGCAUCGCCACUGACCUUGGAGUCCACAUCCCUCUUCCCAGACCUGCCGGUGGACAGAUUCGACCCGCCCCUCUAUGGCAGCCUGUCUGCAAACAGGGACUCCCGGCUGCCGUUCGCAUGUGCCGACCCUCCCCAGAAGACGGUGCCAUCAGAUCCACCGUACCCCUCUUUUUUGCUGCUUGAGGAAGUAUCCCCGAUGCUGCCUAGCCAUUUUCCUGAUCUCUCGGGGGGAAAGGUGCUCAGUAAGACGUGUCCCCCUGAACAGACAGUGGCUCCCGGCGCCGCCCCGUCUUUGCCUGGGAAGGGGAGUGGAUGUAGUGUUGCUCUUAUGAGUCACCUGUCCGAGGACGAACUGGAGAUCCAGAAAUUGGUCACCGAAUUAGAAAGUCAGCUGCAAAGGAGCAAAGACACACAUGGGGCCCCGAGAGAGCUCGGAGAAGCUGAGUCUGUGGGCAGGAUGGAGCUGGGCACAGGCACAGAGCCACCCUCCCAACGGCGCACCUGCCAGGCCACUGCACCCCACAAGGACACGUUCUCGGCAGCUGAGCUCACGUGCGUUGGGGAACCCACUGCACAUCCGGAUGGUGCAGCAUCGGCUGUGGCCACCGUGGAAACGGUUCAGGGGCGGCCCAGGGGGACGUGGCCCUGCCCAGCCUCCUUCCAUCCGAGAGACGCAGCCCUUCUCUCCUGUGCCCAGGAAGACCUGGUUUCUGGGGCUCCUUUCAGUCCCAGGGGAGCCAACUUCCAGUUUCAGCCGGUGCAGAAAGCCGGAGCCUCCAAGACUGGACUUUGCCAGGCAGAAGGAGACAGCGGGCCCCCCACAGAUGUCUGCCUGCCUGACCCCAGCAAGCAGCCCGGGCCACAGCUGGAUGCCGGGAGUUUAGUGAAGUGCAUCCCCGACCAGGAACUUUCAUUUCCUAAGAAUAAGGAGGCCGCCAGCUCACAAGAAAGUGAAGACUCCCUGCAGGCGCUUCCCUGUGAACAGAGAGAAGGGUUCCUCCCAGAACUGGGCACAGCAGACAAGCCCCACCAAGAGGCCGCUGCACAGAGAGGAGGGUUCCUCCCAGAACCCGGCACAGCAGACCAGCCCCACCGAGAGGCCCCUGCUCCAGAAGCUUUUGGCAGCCCUGCUGUCCAUCUGGCCCCUGACUUGGCAUUUCAGGGUGACGGGGCUCCACCUCUGGAUGCCACCUGGCCUUUUGGUGCCAGUCCCAGCCAUGCUGCCCAGGGACAUUCUGCAGGCAGAGCAGGUGGGCACCUCCACCCCACAGCAGGGAGGCCUGGCUUUGAGGGUAAUGAGUUUGCACCGGCGGGGGCCUCCUCACUGACUGCCCCCCAGGGCAGGGAGGCUUGGUUGGUCCCUGUGCCAAGUCCUGCCUGUGUGUCCAACACCCACCCCAGCAGGAGGUCCCAGGACCCAGCUUUGAGCCCCCCCAUAUGUCAGCUUCAGCUCCCAGGGCCUGGAGUGGCUGAGAGUAAAGAUGGCAUCCUGGGCUUGCAGAAGCUAACACCUGCUGCCCAGAGCCCUCCACGAGUGAACCCCUCAGGUCUGGAAGGGGGCACUGUGGAAAGAGGGAAGGUGGCCUGUGGCCCCGCCCAGGGCUCCCCAGGGGGUGUGCAGGUGACAACUCUCCCUGCAGUGGCCGGACAUCAGCUGGGGCUGCAGGCAGAUGGACAUCGGGGCUUGCUUGGCCAAGCUGAGAAAACCCAGGGCCAAGGCACAGCCAACUGGCUUCAGCCAGAGAACGGGGUGAGCCCAGUGGGGACGGACAACCAUGCCUCAGUCAAUGCCAGUCCCAAAACAGCGCUGGCCAGCCCCGCCGAGGGUGCAGUCCUGCUAGAGAAACGCAAGGGAAGCAGGACAGCCAUGAGCCUUCAGGAGGAGGCCCAGCCCACCCCAAGCCCUCCGUCCCCUGAUAGGGAGUCCCUGGCGCUGGCCUUGACAGCAGCCCACACCCGAAAUGGAUCUGAGGGCCGGACUCCAGAAAGGGCGUCCAGCCCAAGCCUGAACAAGCCGCCGCUGGCCACAGGGGAUAGCCCAGCACCCUCUGUCGGAGACCUGGCUGCCUGUGCCCCCUCACCCACUUCAGCCACCCGCAUGCCCUGCAGCCUUGGGCCCCUGCCCCAUGAAGACCCACUUACCUCGCCUUCCAGUGCCACCAGGGCCCAAGGUGGGCUGGGGGGGCAGCUGCCAGCAUCUCCAUCCUGCAAGGACCCUCCCGGCCCCCAGCACCUGCUGGCCUGUUCUCCUGCCUGGGCACCUCUGGAAGAGGCAGAUGGUGUCCGAGCCACAACAGAUACUGCUGGGGCUGAGGAUUCCCCAAUGGCUCCCCUGUCCUUGACAACAAGCCCCUGCGAUCCCAAGGAAGCCCUGGCUCGUUGCCUUCUCCAGGGGGAGGGCAGCCCCCUGGAAGACCCGUCCUCCUGGCAUCCUGGCUCCGUCAGUGCUGUAACCUGCACUCACGGUGGGGACAGCCCCAAAGACAACACUUUAAGAAUUCCAGAGGAUUCCAGAAAAGAGAAGCUGUGGGAGUCUCCUGGCCGGGCCACCUCUCCUCCCCUGGCGGGGGCCGUCUCCCCCAGCGUGAUCGUCAGGGCUGCAGGCCUGUCCAGCACUCCCACCGAAGAUGAGGCACAGGCAGGCAGGGGACUCCCAGGGCCAGACCCCCAGAGCAGGGGAGCCCCGCCCCACACCAACCCUGACAGGAUGCCCACGGGCCACUCCUCAUAUUCUCCAAGCAAUACUGCCCGCCUCGGACACAGGGAGGGCCAGGCUGUCACAGCUGUGCCCACUGAGCCUCCCACGCUACAGGGUGCAGGGCCAGACUCCCCCGCCUGCUUGGAAGGUGAGAUGGGGACCAGCAGCAAGGAGCCGGAGGACCCAGGGACCCCUGAGACCGGGCGCUCUGGUGUUACCAAGAUGCCCAGGGUCACCUGCCCUUCCACGGGACUGUGCUUGGGAAGAACCACAGCUCCAAGCAGCACAGCCAGUGACUUCCAGUCUGACUCCCCCCAAAGCCACAGAAAUGCCUCCCACCAGACUCCUCAGGGGGACCCCCUCAGCCCCCAAGACCUCAAACAGAGGCCCCGUGGCUAUAAAAAGAAGCCUGCAUCUACAGAGAACGGCCAGUGGAAGGGCCACGCUCCACAUGGGCCUGUGACCUGUGAGGUCUGCGCAGCCUCUUUCCGCUCCGGGCCGGGCCUGAGCCGGCACAAGGCCAGGAAGCACCGGCCACACCCGGGAGCCCCCGCGGAGCUGAGCCCAGAGGCCUUGCCUGCUCAGCAGCCUCUAGAGCCCCUAGCCCAAAAGUGCCAGCCCCCCAGGAAGAAAAGCCACAAGGUGCCUGGGAAGGAGAGACCAAAUCACUCGCGGGGAGACCCCAGCCAUGUCACCCAGCCACCGCCUGCCCAGGGCUCAAAGGAGGUUCUCAGAACACCGGGCUCCCCACACAGCCAGCAGCUGCACCCUCCAAGCCCUACUGAGCAUGAGGUAGAUGUGAAGACUCCGGCCUCCAAGCCCACACCUGACCAGGCCAGGGAAGAUGAGCUCCAUCCCAAACAGGCAGAGAAAAGAGAAGGCCGGAGGUGGCGCCGAGAGCCCACCGUGGACUCUCCUAGCCACUCAGAGGGGAAGUCAAAUAAGAAAAGGGGAAAGCCGAGAGGGAGAAGGCUCCGGGAGGAGAGCGCUCUUCCACUAUCUCCUGAUGUGAUUUCAGAUGGGCGCGGCUCCAGACCAUCCCCUGCGAUGGCCAGUUACGCCGCCCCUCCGAGCCACUGCCUCUCUGUGGAAGGAGGGCCUGAGGCUGACGGGGAGCAGCCGCCUCGCUUGGCCACUCCGGGACCUGGGGUGAUGGAGGGUGCAGCAGAGACUGACCUGGAGGCUCUGUGUGCAGGGGAGACUGGGGCCCAGAAGCCCCCUGGAGAUCGGAUGCUGUGUCCAGGGAGGAUGGACGGUGCAGCUCUGGGGGAACAGCCAGCUGGGCAGAAGGGAGCCUCGGCAAGGGGGUUCUGGGGACCAAGAGAGACCAAGGCAUUGGGUGUGUGCAAAGAGUCUGGGAGCGAGCCUGCGGAGGACAGCAGCGGGGCCCACAGCCGAUCAGAGGAAGGCAUCUGGGAGGAGAACACGACCCCCUUGGGCCCCCUGGGUUUUCCCGAGACUUCCAGCUCUCCGGCGGACAGCACCACCAGCAGCUGCCUCCAGGGCCUCCCGGACAACCCAGACACCCAGGGUGGAGUCCAGGGGCCUGAGGCCCCCACUCCUGAUGCCUCCGGCUCCGGCUCCAAUGCCAAAGAUCCUCCAAGCUUGUUUGAUGAUGAGGUCUCUUUCUCCCAGCUCUUCCCUCCAGGCGGCCGCUUGACUCGAAAGAGGAACCCGCGUGUCUAUGGGAAGCGCUGUGAGAAGCCGGUGCGCUCGCUGCCAACCCAGCCCAGCUUUGAGGAGGGCGGUGGCCCCACGCUGGGCCCAGCCCGCCUGCCCACGGACCUCAGCGACUCCGGCUCCCUCUGCCUCUGCCAUGAGGACCCGUGGGAGGACGAGGAUCCCGCAGGUCUGCCCGAGUCCUUCCUCCUGGAUGGGUUCCUCAACAGCAGGGUGCCUGGCAUUGACCCCUGGGCCCCCGGCCUCAGCCUGUGGGCCCUGGAGUCCAGCAGGGAAACCGGUGCAGAGAAGCUGCCCUCCCACUGCCCCGAGGACGAUCGGCCCGAGGCCAUUCCUGAGCUGCACAUGGUCCCAGCGUCUUGGCGAGGCCUGGAGCUGCCGGCCCCUGCCGAUGACUCCUCCUCUUCUCUCGGAGAUGUGAGCCCCGAGCCCCCCAGCCUGGAGAGAGAACGCUGUGACGGUGGGCUUCCCGGGAACACCCACCUGCUGCCGCUCCGUGCCGCGGACUUUGAGGUGCUCAGCACCAAGUUUGAGAUGCAAGACCUGUGCUUUCUGGGACCCUUUGAAGACCCCGUGGGUCUCCCCGGCCCCAGCUUCUUAGACUUCGAGGCCACGGCGAGCUCACAGGGGCCACAGAGCCGAAGGACAGAGGAGGCUGCAGGGGCAGGGAGGGCCCAAGGCAGAGGCCGGCCGGCCAAGGGCAAGCGGGCCUCCUACAAGUGCAGAGUGUGCUUCCAGCGCUUCCGCAGCCUGGGCGAGCUGGACCUGCACAAGCUGGCCCACACGCCCGCGCCGCCGCCCACCUGCUACAUGUGCGUGGAGCGCAGGUUCGGCUCGCGGGAGCUGCUGCGGGGCCACCUGCAGGAGAGGCACGCGCAGAGCAAGGCGGGGCCCUGGGCGUGCGGCAUGUGCCUGAAGGAGGUGGCCGACGUCUGGAUGUACAACGAGCACCUGCGUGAGCACGCGGCCCGCUUCGCCCGCAGGGGGCAGGCGCGGAGGUCCUUGGGGGACCCGUCCGGAGGCCUGGAGGGCAGCAGCGCCAUCGCCCACCUUCUGAACAGCAUCAUGGAACCCGCGCCCAAACACCACAGGGGCAAGCGCUCCGCCGGCAAGGCCGCCGGGAGCCCGGGAGACCCGUGCGGGCAAGAGGGAGAAGCCAGGAAAGAGAGCCCGGGCGAGAGGGCGAAACCCCGAGCGCGCAGCACCCCCAGCAACCCAGACGGGGCCGCGACACCAGACGGCGCCUCCGCCAACGCCCUGGCUGACGCCGGCAGCCCGGGCCCCCCCAAGACGACCCCCGGCCCGUCCCCCGACCCCUGGGCCGGCGGGGAGCCCCUUCUGCAAGCCACCCCGGUGCACGAGGCCUGCAAGGACCCCUCCCGCGACUGCCACCACUGCGGGAAGCGCUUCCCCAAGCCCUUCAAGCUGCAGCGCCACCUGGCGGUGCACAGCCCGCAGCGCGUCUACCUGUGUCCCCGGUGCCCCCGGGUCUACCCCGAGCACGGGGAGCUGCUGGCACACCUGGGCGGGGCGCACGGGCUGCGGGAGCGGCCGGAGCUGCAGCACACGCCGCUGUAUGCCUGCGAGCUCUGCGCCACGGUUAUGCGCAUCAUCAAGAAGUCCUUCGCCUGCAGCUCCUGCAACUACACCUUCGCCAAGAAGGAGCAGUUCGACCGCCACAUGGACAAGCACCUCAGGAGGGGGCGGCAGCCCUUCACGUUCCGCGGCGUGCGGAGGCCGGGAGCGCCGGGACAGAAGGCCCGGGCCCUCGAGGGCACACUGCCCAGCAAACGGCGCAGGGUGGCCAUGCCCGGCAGCGCCCCUGGGCCCAGCGAGGACAGGCCUCUUCCCCGGGGAAGCAGCCCCAUCCUGAGUGAGGGCUCCCUCCCAGCCCUGCUCCACCUGUGCUCGGAGGUGGCUCCCAGCACCACCAAGGGAUGGCCCGAGACCCUGGAGAGGCCUGUAGACCCCGUGACCCACCCGAUCAGGGGUUGUGAUCUGCCAUCCAACCACCAGGAGUGUCCCCCGCCGUCUCUGUCUCCCUUCCCAGCUGCCUUGGCUGAUGGCAGAGGGGACUGCGUGCUGGAGGGAGCCCUGGAGAGGCCAGAGAACGAGGCUUCCCCAGGCAGCCCCGGGCCUCUUCUCCAGCAAGCUCUCCCUCUGGGGGCAUCUGUGCCGCGGCCGGGAGCCAGAAGCCAAGAUGCAGAGGGAAAGAGGGCCCCUCUCCUGUUCUCAGGGAAACGCAGGGCCCCGGGUGCCCGUGGCAGAUGUACCCCUGACCAUUUCCAGGAAGACCACACCCUGCUUCAGAAAGAGAAGGAGGUGUCCUCAAGCCACAUGGUGUCUGAGGGGGGGCCCGGCGGCGCCUUCCACAAGGGCAGUGCCACCAAGCCUGCGGGCUGCCAGAGCUCAUCAAAGGACAGGUCGGCAGCAUCCACCCCCAGCAAAGCACUCAAGUUCCCAGUGCACCCGAGGAAGGCGGUGGGGAGCCUGGCACCCGGGGAGCUGGCCCGUGGCACAGAGAAUGGGAUGAAGCCCGCCACCCCCAAAGCCAAACCAGGCCCCAGCUCCCAGGGCAGUGGAAGCCCUUGCCCCGGCACCAAGACAGGAGGUGGCAGCCAGCCCCAGCCAGCCAGCGGGCAGCUCCAGAGCGAGACAGCCACCACCCCAGCCAAGCCCAGCUUCCCCAGCCGGAGCCCUGCACCAGACAGGCUCCCCCCUCGAGCCCAGGCCAAAACCUGCACCAAGGGAACAAGGGAAGCUGGUGAGCAGGGGCCCCACGGGAGCCCAGGUCCCAAGGAGAAGGGAGAAAGCAGCAUGAAGAGGAGAAAGGGCCAGGUCCCAGGGCCAACCAGGAGUGAAAGUGUGGGGAGCUUCGGGAGAGCCCCCUCGGCCCCUGACAAGCCCCCCCGGACCCCUCGGAAGCAGGCAACUCCCAGCCGUGUGCUCCCAACCAAGCCCAAGCCCAACAGCCAGAACAAACCCAGGCCGCCACCGUCAGAGCAGCGGAAGGCAGAGCCGGGCCACACACACAGGAAGGACAGACUGGGCAAGGCCUUCCCCCAGGGGAGACCCCUGCUCAGGCCCCCCAAGAGGGGCACAGCUGUCCACGGUGCUGAACCUGCCGAGCCGCACACCCACCGGACCGCCGAGGCCCAGAGUGACCUCCUCAGCCAGCUCUUCGGGCAGAGACUAACUGGCUUCAAAAUCCCUUUAAAGAAAGAUGCUUCUGAGUAAUUUCUAGGAGCAAGAGCCUGGGAGCAGAGCUGGGGGUUCCUGUCUAGGCCUGCCUCCUUGGCCAGCUCCAGCUCCCUGAGAUGGUCCACUCUGUGGCCACUUGACUUCUUGUGCAACUGCUCAGGCCUUGAUGUCAGCGCUGAGGUGGUGAUGCUUUAAACAGGGCCCAGGGUGGGCAGCAUUCCCUUUCUUGCUGGAAGGCUGGGGGUGAAAGACGGGGCCACUGCAGCCCUUUUGAGUCCACACAGCUGUUUUCUUGGUACCAAGUACUUGAAGAGACAGCAGCCCAUCCCCCCAACCCACACCCCUGCACCCUGUGGACACCAACACCAUAGAAGCCAAUGUUUGGAGAUUUGCACAGCCUCCCGUUCCCCACAUGGAGAAGGGAAGUAAGUUAAGGCAGCCGUGGGAUGGUGGCAGGUUCCCUCUUAGUCUUGCUGCUGUUGCUGGAAUUCCAAAGUGACCUUAGAAACCACGUGGGGGAAGGCAGUGCUCACUACUUAGAAGGGUUGCUUCUGAGCCGCCUGGUCCCCCAAGAGCACAACAGGCCUCCUCCCUCUGACCACAGGGUCAUGCCUCCUCCCUCUGACCACAGGUUCAUGCCAGCCUCCAUUUGCGCUGCGGGAGAAAAGCCCAUCUCUAGCGCACCUUGACGCUGGGAACUGGGUUCCCGUAUGGAACUGGGAAGAAACCGCCCCUGUGCCAGCUCCCGCGGGCCCUCCCCGUUCCCCCCCAGCCUCCAUGGCCGCCCUCUAGAGCCUCCCUGCUGCACGGAGCUCUGGGCUCCACCUAUCUGCAAUGUUACUCUGAAGUUUCUGGUGCUAUUUUCGUGUUGUAAUGUGAAUACAGGCUUCCUUGAUUUUUUUUUUUUUAAUGGGGGUAUUGGGUGGGACAGACGGGGUCAGGGAGGCCCCACCAUGGCUGCAUCGAGGGCACGGGCACCCGCGUGGCGGCGCUCUCCCUGCCUCCCCUGCCGGGCUGCAAGCCCGAGGUCUGUGCUGCCAGACGGGGAUGCUCAGGGCUGGGGCUGCAGAGCUGCUGCCCCGGCCAGGGCAGCCUCGUGCACUGACCUGACCCAGGCCCGGGACGCACCUGUCCUCUCACAGAGUCGUGCCUGUGAAGGUGGGUCGAAGGGUGAGAGGGCUUCCUUCUCUCCGUAAGAAUCUUGAAGAUCCAUGGUUUGUUUUGCUCUAUUGUUUAGUUUUUACCUUGGGUGCAAUGUGUAUGUCAAAAGUUUUUAUUUUGAUAUUUGAAAGAGACCAAAUCAGGCCCAGACCGCCUCUCUGGAAGGUGUUGUGGGCCAUUCAAAAUGCCUCCUGCCUCCGGAGUGUCGUAAACCAAGAGCGGAGGGGCCCUGAGGUUGUACUGUAAACAUCAUAGUGACUUGUCUUUUCAAAUAUAUUCCCACUAUUUUCGCAGAAAA
Molecule: messenger RNA, 13857 nt
Organism: Pongo pygmaeus (Bornean orangutan)
Lineage: Eukaryota; Metazoa; Chordata; Mammalia; Primates; Hominidae
Gene: ZNF469
Product: zinc finger protein 469
Exons: 3
Coding region: 459-12434 (3991 amino acids)
Source: RefSeq, a predicted model, not a curated record